GGCGUUUGGCAGAAGCGAGUUCUCGGACUAGGUUUUCAUUUGAGCGAAGUUUUGGAGCUCUGAGAAUUUACGUAGCUGACAGGCCCUCCUCUGUCAGCACCCACUUUUUCUCUCUGCAACUGCGGUGUUCCCGGUGACAAAGCUCAUGACGGUUGCUGACGGUGGCACCUUAUCGCUCGUCAUGCCUGUCCGAGCAGAGUACCGCGGCACCACCCGAUCGGCCUGCCCAUCCUCGGCCUCUCUCGUCCCCCCUGCCCCGAUCAACACCCACCAGCCGGGGGUGGCCACCUCGCUUCUGUACAGCGGCGCACAGUUUCGUGGAUACCAGAAGAGUAAAGGCAACUCGUACGACGUUGAGGUUGUCUUGCAGCAUGUGACUGUAGAGGACUCGUAUUUGUGUGGCUACCUGAAAAUCAAUGGCCUGACUGAGGAGUAUCCGACUCUAACAACGUUCUUCGCUGGAGAAAUGAUCAGCCGGAAAAGGCCAUUUUUAACUAGAAAGUGGGAUGCGGAUGAGGAUGUGGAUAAAAAACACUGGAGCAAGUUUAAGGCUUUUUGCAAAUAUGCCAGGAACUUCAACUCUGAUGACUUUGACUAUGAUGCACUGGAAAACAGUGACUAUAUCUUCAUGAGGUGGAAGGAGCAGUUUCUAGUUCCAGACCACACAAUCAAAGACAUCAGUGGUGCCUCCUUUGCAGGUUUCUACUACAUCUGCUUCCAGAAGUCCACAGCCACUAUUGAGGGUUACUAUUAUCAUCGGAGCUCAGAGUGGUACCAGUCUUUAAACCUGAACCAUAUUCGAGACCACAGUAUGCCUAUUUACGAAUUUCGCGAAGGACUACACGCAAACGCCGGUGAAGUGACCCAGCCGUUUAUCACAGAAGCAUACACGUGUGUCGCCCCGUAUGAGACCAAAGACUCCAAGAACAAACCUUUGAAAGUGGCCAAGGGUGACAAACUCGAUGUGGUCAUCAAAGACAAAGGAGGAUGGUGGCUGGUGGAGACUGAAGACAGGCGGAUGGCCUGGUUUCCUGCACCCUAUCUGGAGAGGACAAAUGAUGAUAAUGAAGAUCAUGAGGAGAUAGAUGAAAUUCCUGAAAAAGGAGCACUCUACACUGCAGUCAAGAGCUACAAGGCCACCAAAACUGACGAGGUGACCGUAACCAUAGGUGCUGUGGUGGAAGUCCUGCAGAAGUCUGAAAAUGGCUGGUGGCUCGUCAGAUCCAGUGGAAAAAUGGGUUACAUUCCCACCAUGAUACUGCAGCCCCACCGCUACCCUCAUAUUCAUAACGCUUCCCAUCACCUGGAUCAGCGCCGCCACACUUCCCUUCUCGUUCCAUCCUCAAACCUGGAGCAGCACUCCCAACUGAGCCUCUCCCAAGGAAGCCUGCUGCAACAUCCCCCCGUAAGGUCUUCGUCACCUCUCCUGAUCCUGCCGGAGAGUAGGCAGAGGUCUGUGUCUCUUGAGGUUUUGUCUGAACAACCUCAUGCACAGCCUGCUGCAAACACAACCAGUGCUGCUACCGAUAUCUCCACUUCACCCACCUCUCCCUCUCACCCUCCUCCGCCCGUGAUCACAGUGGAGAUGGAUGGAGAGGACGAACAACGCGUCCUCUCCAGGAGUCGGACACAGGAUAGUGAGGAUAGCUUUAUGAGCGACAGCACCGACUUCAGCUUCAGUGACGACUCCAAAUCACCCAAAAUACCCAAGGUGCCACCCAGACCGGGCGCCCAGGAGAUCCUCUCCCGGUGUACCUCUGUCACCCGCAAGAAUGCAGCAAAAGGUGCUCUGUCACCCACACAAGCUGAGAUCAUCAGCCGAUAA
Pelmatolapia mariae (spotted tilapia) is the source of this 1825-nucleotide messenger RNA. RefSeq names its product GID complex subunit 4 homolog (gene gid4). Lineage: Eukaryota; Metazoa; Chordata; Actinopteri; Cichliformes; Cichlidae. The transcript has 11 exons. Gene Ontology annotation, cellular component: cytoplasm; GID complex. Gene Ontology annotation, molecular function: superoxide-generating NADPH oxidase activator activity; protein binding. Gene Ontology annotation, biological process: protein catabolic process in the vacuole; negative regulation of gluconeogenesis; protein targeting to vacuole. The coding region runs from base 146 to 1825 and encodes 559 amino acids. The record is from RefSeq and is a predicted model, not a curated record.